Messenger RNA from Brienomyrus brachyistius, 5458 nucleotides. RefSeq names its product DLEC1 cilia and flagella associated protein (gene dlec1). Gene Ontology annotation, biological process: negative regulation of cell population proliferation. Lineage: Eukaryota; Metazoa; Chordata; Actinopteri; Osteoglossiformes; Mormyridae. Bases 167 to 5224 code for a protein of 1685 amino acids. The transcript has 38 exons. The record is from RefSeq and is a predicted model, not a curated record.
UAAUGGCCGCCCAGACGCCAAAACAGUUAUCCAGGUCUCCCAAAAUCGUAAAAUGGUUAAUAAAAACAUUUCAUAAAAAAGUUCUGUCCUAAUUGUUAAGGUUGUGUGCAGUUUACGCUCGUCUACUUAACCAGUUGUCACUGGCAGUUCUUCUAAAAUUUGUACCAUGUUUGAACAAAAAUCCGAAUCACAAAUUCAUCACGUUUGUGAUCCACCUGUUAGCAGACACAGACCUUCUUCAGACAAAUCCCAGGACAUAUCCCAUUUUCUGGCUAAUAUCUACAAAUACAUAUAUACAUCAGAGGUUAUUUCGAAAGAGACUGUCGCCAAGCUUAAGAAGUCACGAAGAGGAGAUAACAGCUACCAUGAAAAGUACCUGGACGACCUUGAACAGGCGCAUGCGCAGUACAACCGGCGGCUCAGGGACGCGGACGCGCUGGAGAAGCACAUCAUACAGGCGCGAGUGCGAGCCGCGGCCGCGGAAGAGUUUGCGCGCUCCAAUUUACUGGAAGGUGUAGGGGAGGCCUACGGUGAACUGGGCUUACCUCCAGUUAAAUCGGCUUUCAGGUGGAGUGUGGACAACAGCCUCCUUAAAAGCAACAACUUGAUUUGCCCGGAGGAUUACAGCACAGGUGCUGCACAGCUCAUUAAAGCACCUAAAGGAAAAUGUGCCCCAGGCUUUGCCAAUGCGACCGUUGCUUAUAAUAUGCGCAUAAGCAGCCUGGCUAAGGAUGAUGGGUACACUGUGAGCCCAGAAACAGACAGGAGGGCACUGGAACUGCCGGAGUCUGAGGGGACCCUAACUCUUCCUUCGACUCCAGAGUCUAUUGCAUCAAGCAACAAAGUUCCCAGCAAAACAGGCAGGCCUGCAGGGGUCACAGUACUGACCGGGAGCAGCCGCGCUGAAGUCGAGGCCGCCCUGCACAGGCUGAACCAGCGAGGAAACUUCCUACGCAACCCUCGCUUCCUACCUCAUGGGGCGUCCCGCGGGGGAAAGUCACUCGUCCAGGCCACCAAGGCGCCGGAUGGGGGGGAGAGCGUUCCCGACCAAUCGGCUCCCGUCUUUCUCGCCAGCCCCUCCUCCAUCAUCUUCUCCCAAUACAGAGUCGGACAGGUUUACGAGACCCCAGUGGAGCUGAGGAACGUGACGUCAGCCAGCCGGCAUGUCCGCGUCAUCCCCCCCAGCACGCCUCACUUCACACUCGGCCUGGGUAAAUUCCCUGGAGACGGGGGUAUCGUGGCCCCUGGCAUGAGCUGCCGUUACACGGUGCUGUUCGCCCCGGACUCCUUGGCCAAUUUUCAGGACUGCCUCCUGGUGGAGACUCAGGACUCAUAUCCCCUCAUUGUUCCCAUCGAGGCUCGACGCCCUCCUCCCAUCCUGACUUUGCCCCGGGUGCUGGACUGUGGAUACUGCUUGGUGGGCGGGGCCAAGGUCCUGGAGCUCCAGUGUCGCAACGUGGGCCUAAGCGAAGGCACCUUCUGCAUCAUGCCCAAGAAACUGUGGCCGGCAUCCAGCCUCAGGGCUGUGGUGACAGCCAGCUUUGCCGAGUUGCCUCCUUUCGGGGUCAGUCCCUCGCUCUUUGAGCUCCUGCCCGGCCAGGACACAGUUGUGGAGGUAGCUUUUUUCCCCACGAUGGCUGACAGCUUCUCUGAAGUCUUCACCGUCGUUUGUGACAACUGUCAAGUGAGAGACAUCAGCAUUCAAGGUACUGGGCAGCUCGUCACCCUCCAGCUGGUGUCUGUCACCGGUGGGGAGGAGUGGCCCAUGCCAGGCGAGUUGUGUGACUUCACAUCGGAGCACCUCGUUCGCUUUGGGCCCACCAACCCCCAGUGCACGCUUCAGAAGGAGCUCAUCAUCCGGAACAAUACGCACCUGGUGCUGCCUUUCCGAUGGCAAAUCAUGCAACCCAACUUACAGCCUCACAUUUUCGGGGAGAGCGCGGAGCCCCCCUGCUUGGAGCACCAUGUGGACAUGGACUCCGCCUUCGACAUCAGCCCAGCAGACGGCCAGCUGCUCCCCCACCAGGAUCAUCGAUUCCUGCUUAGCUAUCGCCCUGAGGAGCUGAAGGAUUACCACAGUGUCCUUCACUUGGUGCUGAUGGACAUCCCUGAUCCUCCUGAGGAACACGACAGCGAUGGCACACUUCAUCAUCUGGAGAGAGCGGCCAAUGUGAAUGACAUGGUUGUCAUGGAGAUUGAGGUCAAAGGUUUGACGGAGCCUCACCAGGUCCUUGUGGAGCCCUACGCCAUCCACUUCCCUGGGGAGACCUACGUUGGUGCAGCCGUAAGAAAGAGCUUCAAGAUGUGGAACAACAGCAAAUCAGGAAUUCGAUUCCAGUGGGAUAGGAUAAGUGACUGCCACACAGUGGAAGUGGAGCCCCCUGCAGGUGAAAUAGGUGUCAGCAAAUGCUGCAAUCUGGAGCUGGUGCUGAUUGGACGGGUGCCUGGGCCAUUCACGUGCCACCUGCCGUGCCACAUAGAGCACUGCCGGCCAGCUGCCGUCCUCGUGGUGCAGGCCGCAUUCAAGGGUCCUAAGCUGUCCAUCAGCGUGCCCAGUCUGGACCUUGGGCUAAUUAGGCUGGGAGAGCAGGUCUGCUCCAGUGUCCUGGUCACCAAUAGCACUGAGCUGGAUGCUUCCUGGACGCUUCAGGAAUGCUGUGAGAUGAGAGGCCCCGGGGAUGCACAGGUUACAGUGGAGCCCUGUAGGGGAGUCCUGCCCCCCCUGUCCUCCUGUGCUGUAGAUGUCUUUUUCAAGCCUGUGGCCUGCCAGCACUUUGAGACGGUACUGCAGCUGGCUGUGCAGAAUGGAACCGGCUGCAACCUGCUGGUGCAGGCCGACGUGCAGUCCACGCAGGUCUGCCUUCUCCGCUGCCAGCUGGAGAUCCUGGAGCUCUUUGUGGGUGUCCCAGCCAAAGGAACAGCAACCCUCUUCAACCAGACCCUCCUACCAACGUGCUUCUCCUGGAUGGAGCAACUUCAAGGUCAGCAAGCGUCCCUCUGCACGGCAUCCUUCUCCCCCUGCACUGGCAUCCUAGGCCCCAACGCCGAGCUGGAAGUAGCCGUGGAGUUCACAGCCCACACCGACAUGCAGCUGACAGAGGUGGUGGCUGUCUGCAAAGUUGAAGGCAUGCGAGAUCCUCUGCUCCUGGGGAUCUUCUGCAAAGCUGAGAAGCUGCGCGUCUCCUUUUCGCUCCCUGAUGGGAUUCUCCUUCACAGCCCAGAAGCACAGGACCCUUCUGCGCUGAUGCUGGACUUUGGAGAUGACAUUCUGCUGAAAAGGGCCGUCACUAAGCGGCUGGCGAUAACCAAUCACACGGCUGUCACUGCCGGGUUUACCGUGGAGGCAGAGUAUUUAGCUGUGUCACGUGCUCCGUCACCACCCACAGAUGAGGUCUCGCGGUUUGGCCACAGGAUAGGCCUCAUCUCUGUGCCUGGCACGAGGACGUCAUACUCAAGAAGGCCACUGCACUCUCUGCAUGCCAAAAAAAUGGAGAAGAAAGCACAUGAUGACUUUGCGAGUGCUCUGCUGGCUCAUGGGAAAGGUGCCACCUUCUACAUCCAGCCGGCCUCCGGGACACUGGGACCUUAUGAAACCCAGAUCGUGGAUGUCACUGCCUUCACCAGCAUGUGGGGCCAGUACAGGGACCGUCUCGUGUGUAAAGUGGGAGACCUGGAGCCAGUGUUCAUCCCCGUGAUGAUGACCGUGAAAGGCUGUCCCCUGUACUUCCAGCUGAUGGGGCCGCAGUCAGAGAAUCAGACACAGGGACCUGUCAUCCGGUUUGGCACUCAUGUCUCUGGGGGAGAUACGGUCUCGCGGGUAAUUCGCAUAAACAACACCAGCCAUUAUGAUAUCCGUCUGGACUGGGAGACCUUCAACCAGGAGAGGGGCGACAUGAAGCUGUUGGACCUGCUGGUGACGUACGGGGACCCCUUCCCCCUGAAGGACGCCGAUGGGAAUGAGGUUCUGGGAGGCGAGUCUGGAUCCGGUGGGAACAAUGGUGCGAGCACAGGGGGUACAAGUGCCUCUGUCGUGAGCGAGAGUGUUACUGAGGAGGAGUCCAAUGAGGAAGAGGCGGAGAGCUGUGGGCUGAAGCCACCCAGGAAGCUGAUCUCGGUGCACGUGAGAAUCCACGAGGGCAAUGCGUCGGACUUCCCGUACUGCAUCACCCCGCAGCAGAUGGUGGUUCCAGCAGGGGGCAGCUCCACUGUCCAUGUGUCCUUCACCCCGCUGACUCUCUCGGGGUCGACCAGGGACUUUGCCUGUCUGGGUUUUGGCCUGGGCUUCAUGAGCCUGGACUGCAAGGAAACAUGCUGCGUUCCUGGGAGGGUGGAGCGAGCACAGGGCCUCCAGCUGGAACCCUUAAGGCUGGACCUGCAGGCCAACGUGAAGGCUGCCCUCCUGUGCGUCGAAACAGAGGAGGACAAGAUGCUCGAAUUCUAUGCCGUUGCCAGCGAUUUGCUGUUGACGGGAACAGAGCAAGGGGUGGAGGAACAGCCAGCGGCGACGACCCGGAGCUUUCGCCUCAGGAACCCUCUAGAGAUGCCUAUCUACUUCAGACUCAGCGUCCAGCCUCCCUUCUGUGUCCUUCCGCCUUGGCCGAGGAGUAACACCCAAAGCCCAUGCGAACACCCCAGGGAGCCCCCGUACUUGGUCCUCCAGCCCCGGCACAACAUGCAGGUCAAAGUGGCCUUUUGUUGUUCGUUGUCCCUGCUGGCCACUCCGGGUUCACCCCCAGGAGAAACCCCACCCACUCCACAGCUGAUAAGCAGCGUGACAGGGGGGCGCAGCCUCCGAUUCCAUCAAAGCCUGCUAGUGGAGUACAGCAAUGGAAGUGUACAGGAGGUGCCUCUUUGCGGCUUCCUCUCCUUGCCCACUCUCCACCUGAUACCCGACAGCCUGGACUUUGGCACAUGUUACGUGGGACAGACCAGUGUCAAAGAAGUCAUCCUCUCCAACCGCGGAAGGUCCAGCAGUCACUGGGCAGCCACUAUAGAAUCGGUGGGGGGAGGUGGCUCCUUCGAGGUGACCCCCAGCCGUGGUGUCCUGAGGCCAAAGCUGCCGCUGUGCUCCUGUAGACACCCUCUCCAGAUAAGCUUCACUGCCAGGGACACGAGUGAGGCCAGAGCCACUGUUAUAGUGCAAGGGAUUCUGGGAGAGCUGCCCAUUUCCCUUCAAGUUUGGGGAAGAGGCUCCUUUGAUGAGGCUUAUGUCAAUGCAGACUAAAGGACAGUGCUGCAUCUGGACAGAACUAUACAAAUCUGAGUCAUCUUGUGUUCACUCCACCCCAGCUGGGAACUGGUAAAUACAAAGAAUUAUUCUAGCAAUAACUACAACAUUUAUUAUUAAAAUGGCCCUUUGCAGGUAUAGUAAAUUCAGAAAUGAUCACGUGCUUUGUAUUUCUACCUGUGAAUGUAUGCUGUAUUGUUUAGUGCAUAAAUCAUCAACAUGAAUCAGGAA